GUAAACUAACCUGGUAGUAGGUGAACCCAAACGCGCUUGCCUGUUGUGGUGGCGACCGUAUUAACUAUAACGUUUCGCGUUUUUGAGUGAAAAUGGUGAUUUUUUUAUAGUGACUUAGUGAUUAUUUGGGAUUUAUCCAGGAUGACUAAAGGAAAGUGCCAUAUCCCGAAGGCUCUUCUUCAUAUUAGUAACGUACUUUGGCAUUUGGACAUCUUCAGGGAGAACUUUGAGAGUUUAGAAAACCAUGCUUGUCUGGUCGAAUCCUGCCUUUUUUGCCUACUUAAGGCCCUUUUCAAGGAACUCCAAGUCAGCCCGGCAAAAGUCCUACCGCCCGAUACCCUGAGAAAAAUCUUAUCAGACUUCUUCAAAGAUGAUGCCAAACUGAACAUCAGAACUACAGAAGAUGCAGCCGAAUGCUUCGAAGAUAUUCUGCAGCAAAUCCACUAUCACGUGGCCUACAAGAACAUCGACGACAAAUGUAUGGUUCCUAAUUGUAUACCUCACCAAAAAUUUGCCAUGAAGUUGGUAGAGCAAGCCGUAUGUAGCAGAUGCGGCAUAACUAACAAACAUCUUGAGUACACACAAAUGAUUCAAUAUGUGUCAACAUCAGCCUUGGUCUAUCAACUCAGAAGUAACAUAGAACGCGCUGAUCCAUUCGGACGAUUGAUCCAGAGGGCCAGCAAUAUGGGGGAGGCAGGAAAAUGCUUGGACCCAUGUGGCUACCCGACGUACACCAACCGAGUUCUCAGGAACUACCCUGAAAUCGUAUCGAUUGGCUUGGUGUGGAACUCAGAAAAACCACCCCUAGACCACGUGCUAGAAGUGAUUACAUCCAUAGACACCACUUUGCAUCUCAAUCAUAUAUUCAACAACGUUACAGACUUUAGAUGGAACGAAAAAGUUUCUCAUAAGUUAGUAGGCUUGGUGACCUACUAUGGCAAGCACUACUCCACCUUUUUCUAUCACAAAAAAUUAGCCGAGUGGAUUUAUUUGGAUAACGAGAACGUUAGGACAGUCGGAACCGAAUGGGAGCAAGUGGUAGAACAAUGCAAAAGAGCCAAAUUCCAACCAGUACUACUUUUCUACGCUAUCCCGAACGAGAUGUGCAUAUCCAAAAUCCUCGGGACCAAUCAGCAACAGUUACUAAGACGCUCAAUCACUCCCAGUCCGGAGAAACCCAAUAUGGACCCAGCGAGACGUGCAAUAACCCCAAAUCCAGAUAACCACCUUAUGUAUCAAGACUAUGUGAAACAGGCUCAACUCAAAUAUAACCUAAACAACCCAGUCAAGCAGCAAGUGAGUGUCAGGAGAACACUAAGCACAGGAUCUUCUUCAGGGGUUGAAUCUAGCGCCUACGUAUCUGAUCACAGUAACAACUUAAAAAGGCGUGACAGUGGCAACUGGAGCGGAGAUAGAAACAGCGCCUCCUCAGCUUCCUCCACCACCAUGGAAAACCCUUACUUUUACUUAGUAGGCAAAAUGCCACAAGGAAGCCCUACUAAGGUAUGCAACGGGAAUUUCCCUUACGACGGUGGCUACGACUCCUACUCACUCUCUUCCAAUGAUAGCACCAACCUAAUCAACAACAACCAAUACGCCAUGAAAGCCAACCAUCAAUUAGCGCAAAUCCCUGAAGAUUACACCAACAUGGCCAGCAACUCUCAAAGUUGCGACGUCCUUUGCGACCAAGCAGACGAACUUCUAGUGAAAUCGCGACAACUAGAAGACACGCACGACCUAGUUCUAGCACUAGCUCUGUGCAAUGCGGCAGCAACUAAAGCAAGAGCUGCCAUGGAUGCCCCUUAUAAUAAUCCACAAACCUUAACUCUAGCCAGGAUGAAGCAUAACACAUGUAUAAUGCGUGCCAGAAGCUUACAUCGUAGGAUGGCCCUAGGACCUAACUCCCAAGAAGGUAGAAGAUCACGUGAAGGAAGACAUUCCAGACAAAACUCCCGGGAUAAAGGCAACCAUUCCAGGCAGCAAAGCCUUGAAGAGAAAGAGAAACCAAAACCGGUAAAGAACAUUGAAAUAUACGCCACCUUACCUAAGAAAAAGAACGAACUUAAGGCGGCGAUCAGUGCAAUGGCCAACAGUGACGACACUAAAGACGAAAGCUUAUAUGAUAUGAUCAAAAGGAAAUCGAGAGGCGCGGUGCAAACAAAAGAAAAACGUUCCAGAAGUGAAGAUAGAAACAAAAUCAUCCGGACAGACUUUUCUAUAGCUCCUUCACAAGUGGAACCUACCAAAAAAGAAGAGAAAAAAACACAAAAAGACACUAAAGACGACGAAACUAAAGGCAAAAAGGGCCAUAAAAUACGCAGGAAACUCUUAAUGGGCGGAUUGAUUCGACGUAAAAACCGUAGCAUGCCGGACCUAACAGAUGCCAAUCAAGAAGCGAAAUCUGCUCCAGUAGAGGAUGAUUGCCUGAAGAAAUCUCCCGUAGAACCAAAAACUAACGAUAACGGAUAUUUAUCUGAGGGCCACUUAGAACCAAGUGAUUCCUAUCAAAACCCUAACCUAGAAAGGAGCAAACUUAUGAGAAAAAGUUUUUAUGGUAGUGCCGGCAAGAUAUUAACGGCUGCAAAAGUGCCUCCACCACCGCCGUUAAGAACCACAUCAAAACUGAGCCACUCAUCGUCAAACGCUUCGGAGAAAUCCGAUAAGGUGGAUGAAUAUUACAAAACCUCUAACUUUUCCAGAGACCAUUCACCUGAGAAGCAAUCUCCCAUGUCUCUACCUUAUUACGGAAACUCCAACAGUUCUUUUGACGAUGACUCGUUCAGUAAUCCUUCUUCUAGAACUGUAGUCACUCAGGCUGAUGUCCAUCAAGCCCCUGCUGAUAAUGGAGUGGAUGAAGUAGAUUGUUUUGUAGCUCCCUCUAGUGUGCCCUUAAUGGAUUUGCCUCCAUAUCCAAGCCCUGCUGGGUCUGUCAUACAUUCAAGGCAAAACAGUGCUGACUUACCUCCGCCACCUUCACAAGUUGAGUUACUAACUUUGGAUCAGAGCAAAAUAUUACCAAGCAGACUUGCUUACCCUAGCAAACCAUAUCCUAAUCAUUACAUUGGUACUGCGUCUACCGUACGCACCAAUGGGGAAAACAGUUUGCUUAAAGAGUUAGAAGCAAAACAAUCAGAUUUAAGGUCUAGAGGCAAAGGAGCAGAUGUGGUUGAUUCUCCAAGAAGUAAUGACCAACAAGAGUAUACCAUACAAGACACCAGUAUUGUAAAACAUUUGGCUUUGCGAUUUGAAAACAAGGAGGAACUCGAGGCUUGCUUUAGGCAAAAGAUUUAUAAGAAGCCCCCAGAGCCUCCCAAGCCACCCGUAAAACCUCCUCCUGCAGAGAAUAUUGUCGAGCCUCCCAAGCCUUUGGCUGUAGAAACCAAAAGCAUCCAAGAACGUAUUGCAGAAGAGAUACGUGAAGUUGAAAUGAUAACUUCAGCAGUAAAUAAAGUAUUUUCUGACGAGAAAACUAGAAUAGCUGCUCGACCUCAGAAAAAGAAAAGUGUAUCGUUCUGCGACCAAGUGACUUUAGUAUCCACGGCAGAGGAGCAGGAAGAAGAAGAGCACAUUCCCAAUCCAAUAUUGGAAAGAGUGCUGCGAUCAGCCGAGAGUAAUCCACCAGAGAAACAACCUGCUGUUAUACCACAAUGGAACCAACAAUAUUAUCCUCAAACUGUAGAACCUGCUUUAACGAGGACUUACUCGGCUGAAAAUGUUUUGGCCCAAGACUACCAGCAUCAAACCUAUACUGCUCAGCAGGACUACAGCAGAAACCCGCCUCAAGUAGCUCAACAAGACUACUACUUUCCACAGCAAUAUCAGCACUAUCCUGAUCAAUCUGCUCCUGCUAUAGCUAGAAUGAAUAUAACCAACCAUAACAGACCUCCUCAAGACAUUUACUAUGCGCAGCAAGAGAGAGCAAUGUAUCCAGCUUACGCACAACAACCAAGAACAUAUCCUAAUAGCCAUCAGCCCCAACCAGUUCCUAUUCAAAACCAUCAACAAGUCUAUGCUAACACCCAAUCGAUGAACUAUCAUCGUGCUCCUGGUUAUAGAAAUAGUCCCAAUCCAAUGGCUUAUCCUGCAAGGAAUGAUUAUCCUCCCAUGGUUCAGUAUCCUCCAGGGAGACAGAUGGGUGUUUCGCCUCUACUAAGGAAAGAGGAAGAACUCUACCCAGAUAUGUCCGGUUAUAGGCAACAUCAGGCUCUGCAGCAGAGACACAGUUUGCCCAAUGGGGUGCAGGAGUGUAGUCUACCGCCACCACAACCCGUAGUUACUCCCAUAGUAGUAAAUAAUUCUAAUAAUAAGACCAAGUGCAAGUUGUGCCAGAAGAAAAGUGUGGCCUCCCUGAACGUUUAUUGUCAGGAUUGCGAGUUUUAUAUGUCGAAGUUUAGGCCUAGUUAGUUCUUAUGGUGCUAAUUAUUUAUGAGAUUAAUAUUAUUAUUUUUAUUGUACAGUUGGCCUUAUUGUUGUUUGAUGUCAAUGAUACUCAUUAUUGUUUAAGUUAUUUGUAUAUAUUGUUUUAGGAUUUUUUUGUUUGUAAUAUAAGUAGUUUUUAGUGUAAUUGCAACCAACCUACAUGGAAACACUGCCUAAAGUUUAAAUUUUUGAAAUAUUCUGUUGAAUAUGUCAGUAAGAGACGUUUUGUUAUAAAAACUUAUAAAUUAAGACUUCUGUGAUGCGAAUAAUUGAGUGAUGAUUUAAAAGCAUUCCAUCCGUAAAAUGUAUUAUUUUUUAAUUGUUUUAAGUUUAUUAUAAUGUUUAUGUACAUUAACAAAAUUUAUUUGAGCAUAGUUUUAUUUUUUUUCUUAGUUUGUAAGUGAUGUCGUGUUAAGGUGUUAAGAAAUAAAGUAUUUUUAAAAAACGUU
Molecule: messenger RNA, 4868 nt
Organism: Anthonomus grandis grandis
Lineage: Eukaryota; Metazoa; Arthropoda; Insecta; Coleoptera; Curculionidae
Gene: ec
Exons: 6
Coding region: 142-4404 (1420 amino acids)
Source: RefSeq, a predicted model, not a curated record